AUGGCGACUUCCUGCCCCCUGGAGCUGAGCCGCCUCGGGCCGGGAGCCGGGGGCUGCUCAGCACCGCGGACAGCUCCCACCGCCGGCCUGGACAACGCCUCCUACCAGGCGCCGGAGGAAGAGGAAACCUGGUUCCGGAGCGGCGGGGAGGCGGGGAGCGGCCCCGGGGGAGGCGCCGCCCGGGCCAGGGCGCAGCGGGGAGACCUCUCGCCCAGGUCGGAGGAUGGGCCCCCGCCAGAGCCCGCCGGCCACUCCGGGGACUAUGGGUUCGUCUCGGCCUUGAUCUUCCUCGUGAGCGGGAUCGUGCUGGUGGUGAUCGCCUACACCGUCCCCCGGGAGCCCCGGGUGGACCCCGCCGCAGUGACGGCCCGGGAGAUGGAGAGGCUGGAGAUGUACUACGCGCGCCUGGGCUCCCACCUGGACAGGUGUAUCAUCGCGGGGCUGGGCCUGCUGACGCUGGGGGGGCUGCUGCUCUCCGGGCUGCUGCUGCUCUCCAUGUACAAGGGGGAGCUGUACCGCAGGCGGACCUUCCCGGGCUCCCGGGGGCCAAGGAAAACCUACGGAUCUAUAAACCUGAGACUGAGACAGCUCAAUGGCGACGGGGGACAAGCCCUGGUAGAGAAUGAAGUGAUCCAGGUGACAGAGUCCACAACCAUCAGCCAGGGUUCUUAGAGCCCUCACUCCUGCUGUCCCUUGGGCCUUCACUCUUGGGGAACAAACCGAUCCAAGGGGGGUUCGACAUGGAGGCUUUACAUUAACGCCACACCUCGGAGCAGAGCAGGACUAUUGGAAUUUCACCUACUGCAGGAAACUAUCUGGGAGCAAGA
Molecule: messenger RNA, 827 nt
Organism: Mauremys reevesii (Reeves's turtle)
Lineage: Eukaryota; Metazoa; Chordata; Testudines; Geoemydidae
Gene: TMEM74B
Product: transmembrane protein 74B
Exons: 1
Coding region: 1-672 (223 amino acids)
Source: RefSeq, a predicted model, not a curated record